Achroia grisella is the source of this 10181-nucleotide messenger RNA. RefSeq lists its product as uncharacterized. Gene Ontology annotation, biological process: regulation of transcription by RNA polymerase II. Gene Ontology annotation, cellular component: transcription regulator complex. Bases 33 to 3392 code for a protein of 1119 amino acids. Gene Ontology annotation, molecular function: DNA-binding transcription factor activity, RNA polymerase II-specific; transcription factor binding; RNA polymerase II cis-regulatory region sequence-specific DNA binding. The transcript is spliced from 14 exons. The record is from RefSeq and is a predicted model, not a curated record. NCBI's taxonomy places the organism in Eukaryota, Metazoa, Arthropoda, Insecta, Lepidoptera, Pyralidae.
AGGAUCAGAAUAAGUGAGUGUAUGAUAAAAAUAUGUUAUUAAAAUGCAGUGCAGACGGAAGACCGAUCAAAGUGAACGGAUCCCCGGUCAACCAAGGAAAUGGUGCGAGAGGCAUGAAAAUGACUAUGUCCACGACGGCUACCAUGACCGCCCGUGUCCACAGGAAAGUAAUGAGGGCGCCGCAUAAACGAGUGCACCCGGGCAAAACGGCGCACCCAGGCAAAAUGGUACACGCAGGAAAAAUGGCCCAUCAGGGCAAAAUCCACCACCCGGGCAAGAUCGUUCACUCGGGCAAAAUCGCACAAUUAGGCAAAUUCGGAAAACUCGCUCAUUACACACAGACACAUGCUCUACGGCCGCCUGAGCCCUGCGAGAACAGUAAUGAUAGCGGACUCGGUCCAGACCCAAUUAACAGAUUAUCGGACUCGGUGGAGGAAUGGGAGCACCCAGAUAUGAAACGGAGGCGUGGCGAGAGCGAGACGGCAGUAAAGAUAGAGUGCGACAACGCUAACGAUGCGUACGCGUUCCCGACGCCGUCCGCCCCCGCUUCCGCGUCCGCGUCCGCUCCACUCGAUGGCUCGCUGACACUCGCGGCUACUCCGAUCCUGCCCCAUCCUGUAAUAAGAGCGGGCUGCAGUAUAUCUAGUCCAAGCAUCAGCGAGACACAAGGCAAAAGAUUCCAAGACCAGUACAAAUCGUGCGGGAAAUUUGGAAGUAGUGGCAAGCUCGCGAACAAAUACGCCGGAGGCGGCAAGCUAGGGGGCUCGGGCGGCAAACUGGGGGGCAAAGGGGGCAAGUAUGGGGGCAAACUCGUCCAAGUACUGGCGCGGCGGAGAGCACUCGCCGCCAUGUCACAUUCGGGACCUCCAGGUUUAUCAGCGCCGCUCACCAAUAGGUCGAGAGACGGGACAGUAGAGCUGCAGAUAUUAUGUCAACCAGAAUCACAGCACAGAGCGAGAUAUCAGACUGAAGGCAGCCGAGGGGCUGUUAAAGACAAUUCAGGCAACGGAUUUCCAAUAGUGAAACUGGUCGGUUAUGAUAAACCGGCUGUAUUACAGGUGUUCAUAGGUACAGAUACUGGCCGGGUAGCGCCACACAUGUUCUACCAGGCGUGCAGAGUCUCGGGGAAGAACUCGACGCCUUGCAAAGAACGGAAGGAAGACGGAACUGUAGUGAUUGAGAUCGAUCUGGAGCCGUCCAAGAACUGGCAGGUCACCUGCGAUUGUGUGGGGAUACUCAAGGAGCGCAACGUAGAUGUGGAGCAUAGAUUCGGUGAGACGAUGGGAGGAGGCGCAGCGGGCGCGGGGCAAGGCGCGGGCGGAGGCUCGGCGCACGUGUCGCGCGGCAAGAAGAAGUCCACGCGGUGUCGAAUGGUGUUUCGUACCGACAUUGUCUCCGCCGCCGGCCACAGGGAGACGCUGCAGGUCUGCUCCACGCAAAUCAUAUGCACACAACCGCCUGGCGUCCCAGAAGUAUGCCGCAAGUCAUUAGUAUCAUGCCCCGCCACGGGCGGACUCGAGCUGUACCUCCUCGGGAAGAACUUCCUCAAAGAGACCCGAGUGGUGUUCUGCCAGCGGCAGGACGGCCGAAACGUCUGGGAGGAAGAGGUGGUACCUGACAAGGAAUUCUUGCAACAGACGCACCUGGUGUGCUGCGUGCCGCCGUUCGCGCGCGCGGACGUGUCGGAGGCGGUGUCGGUGCAGCUGUUCGUGCGGUCGGGCGGGCGCGCGUCCGAGCCGCACGCGUUCUACUACACGCCGCCGCACCUCGACACCGGCCCGCUGCACUGCACGCGCCACCUCGCGCCGCCCGCCAACACUUCCGGUAGCGACCACGGCCGCAGCCCGCAGCCGCCUGCUGACCCGCGCCAGCACGGUACUGACGAGGCGCGGCCCGUGCUGAUGUGGGGCGGCGCGGCGCUGAUGCCGCCGCCCGCGCUGCCCGUGCGCCGCCCCUCCAUCAUCGUGCCCGACCCGCACUCGCCGCUAGGACUCAAGAGCGAGGUGGCCGACGAAUCCAGCCAGCAUUCCUUAGCAGAUCACGCGGAGACUUCAUGCGGGGCCGAAGGACCCGAGGGAACUUCUCACCAACCACUGCUUACCGAGGAUCUUAAAGUCGUCGAUCUGAGGCUCAAGUCUGAGACAAUCACGAGAGAUGGCCAGAGUCAGGUUGGCUUCGUCAGCGGAUACGAGUCCAUGAAGCUGUCGCCGACAACCCCGACGCAGAGCGAGCCACCGUCGCCACUCGCUUCCUUCACUCAGCAACUGCAGGCCAUACAGAACCAGGUCCAGACAGACAAAAUGGUCGAAUCUGUCACCGCCGCUAUAUUUAAUUCGGACGACAACGCCGGCCAAAUAUAUCCCCCUAUUAUGCCUAUGUCCACGAUGGACUCCAUGCGGCAACUCAUCUCCUCUAAAACCACCAUCGAUCCUCUAGAGACGGACAUGAAGGUGUUGAACCCAGAAAUGAUGAUAACCGAUACUACUAUGCAAUCGACGGUCCUACAAUCGACAACCGAGCAGAGGAUGAUCGUAUACAACCAGAUGCCGCCGAACAGAACCGAAGAGAGCUUCAACCCGUUCUGUGCGAUGACCAAAAUGGACAUCGGGAUGGGCACGCAGAUAGAGCAGCGACUCGCGCAACAGAGCGCUCACAUGGAGGCGCUAGUAGAUGACGCGAUGAAGGCAGCCAUCAUCAUGCCGACGGAUGACGCCAAACUGGACGAAUUCGUCAACUCGCGGGUGGAAGACCACCUGUCGGGCUCGUCCACGUCGCCGUCGAGCGCGUCGCACGCGUCCGACGUGCUGCUGAGCCCCAACGCGGCCGUGGUGUCACGCAACCCGCCCGCCGAUCUCCUCCCCCCCAUGCCGGCCUCCGCCAUCUCCCCCGACGUGAUCCUCAAUCCACAGGUGUCCCCCAGUUUACUUUGUGACAACGGUCAGCGCAUAGUGAUGCCCAGCGGGCCCUCGCAGGACGAGCUGAUGAUGCUCCCCGAUCAAGUGCAGCUGACGUCGGUGAAGACGCCACCGGCGGCCGUCAAGUCGAUGAUACUGAACGCGGCCGCCGAAAUCCUAACGUCGGAUUCGACGAUGAACGCCCUUGUGACGUCGGCUAUCAACACCGCGAAUAUCCUAACGACGGAGAGCGCGGGAGGUACCGCGGGGCUCCAAACGACGGCGGCACAAGAGCCCGAGCCGGCAGGGGAGGCUCCGAUGGCGGCCAUGUCGCAGGCCGUAUCGCAGGCCGUCACCCAGGCCGUGUCGCAAGCCGUUUCGCAGGCGGUCUCCCAGGCGGUCUCGCAAGAGAUGACCGCCCCCGUGCAGGGGCUGACCGACAUGAGCGAUCAGGAUCUCCUCUCCUAUAUUAACCCCAGCACGUUCGACCAGGUGUAAGUUCGCCGCGUAUUUCGCACCGCCGCGUCGCCGCGCCGCAGACUGUUAACUUACGCCUACGUUCAAUGCAUUUUAGUGAUGUGUCGAGGGCUCAAAAGCAGUUUUUAUGAAUUUUUAAUAGAUGUCACUGUACGUAGUGAUUAAUCAAUGUAGUUGUAACGCAGUCGGACAAUGAGUAAUCUCCGUUAAGUUUGAAAAACGUGAAGUGACGUGACCGUGUAUGGUUAAGAUUUUAUUAUGAUUCUCAUACCUAUUAAUUUUGUUAAAUAUUGACGGUAUGUCAUGGACGUCAAUUAAAUCAUGUGAGUCAGUAUUACAGGGGAAAUUUUAUACAAGUGUACACCGAGCGGGGUGGGAGCUAAUGGGAGAGUUGCCUGGUGUUGCCUGCAGUAAAAUGCAAUGUUGUCAUACUAACUUAUUUAUUCCAUCCAUUGUUUUUUAUUAAUCAAAUAUUUAUUUUAAAAAAUAUUACGUAGUCAUACUAAUAUAUGAAAUAAAAUGGACAACGUAAAUUCAGUCACAAAACUGUAGGUAUACGCCUAUACUCUGUUCCUUUACACUUGGUAAAUUUAUUACACAAAUUUGGUAUAUUUUUAUAUUGAAAUAAGAGUUUGUAAAAUAAACGAUUAAGUAGAAUAAAAAGGUGUUUUGGGUUAAUUGAUUAAAUUUUAAUGUAUGCUAUUGUUAUUGACGGGUUUCUACAUAAAAAUAUACCUUUAUGUGAAUGUAACAAGUGACUGGAACCAUAGAGUAUAACGAUGGACAAGUAGACUCGCAUUUCCUCCCGGACUGCCUCGCUCUGAUCAGAAGAUGUAUGUAUUUUUGAAAAGUCUUAUGAACUCUUAAAUCAAACGUGAACUUUUAUGGUUUGUAUAUCGAAUUAUACUGUGUAAAUAGAGUUAGGAUUAUAUUUAUGUUGUUACUAUAAAUGUAGUGCGGUGAGAUUAGACCACAUUAGUAGGAUCGUGUUUUAAUUAAGUGAUAUUUUAUUAUGUAUUCAGUAAGUUUGGGGCUUGAUUUGCGCAACAUUGUUGCAUUUGUUUUUAUUUUAAUUUUUUUUUCUUUAUAUACUAUACCAUAAUUUGACAGUUCAAAAAUUUAUUAUCUAUGGUAACAGUUUAUCGAUGCCUUUAUGCGUAUUUACCAUCAUUGUAGCAUAAAAAUAUAAACAUUGACAUUUAAAACUUUUGUGAUUAUGUCUAAACCACCUCAAUUAGACAUUUGUAGAUAUAAAGAACGUAUAUAGUUCGCAACUGCAACUGUCAUACGGGUUAUAAGUAAUCGCAAUAGUUUCAAUUUCAAUCUAUUAAAAUUAAAAGCUACUGCAACAUUGUUACACAAUGAGGUCUCGGAUUAAAUUAAAUAUGUAUGUUUUUAUACAUUAUUAAUUUGGGACGAUUAUUACGUUCUAAAUUUGGCUAUAUAGUUACAUUAAUAUAUUAAAUAGAUAAAUAUAAAUGAUUAAACACUUUUUAAAAUGAACUAUAGCAUGUGAAAUAUUUGAUAUAUGAAUAAAAAUAAAAUGGUAUCGAAAAGUUAUAAAUUAUAUAGGUAAUCAUAAUAAUAAUUUAAAUAUUCGACAAUUGGUAUUAAGUUAUCAGCCUAUACAAGUAAUAUGCACUGAUAAUAUUAUCUGUGGCUUAAUUAUGUAAUGCUGUUACUUAAAUUUCACAUUGAACACAUUAAAAUUUUUCCAAUAAUGUAUGAAACUCACAAAUGGUUAAAAAAACCGCAAAGCGAUGGAUUUUAAUGUAAUAAAUAAGAGUUAUUAGUAACAGAUUUACAUAAUCAACCGAUAAUUGAUAUAAGAAAAUAUUCAAAAUUCCCGCCAAAAUAUUCUAAUAAAAUCUACUUCUAAAUGUGCAACUUGAUACAGUUAAAAUUACAUACAUUACAUGUUUAAAAUGUAAUAAUAAAGUAUGUUUCAAUAGAAUCAAUGUUGCUACAUAUUGUAGUCACUAUGAGAUGGCGCCAAUCGUAUGUUGGAAAUGUCAAUUGUCUAUAGCCGCAUAUAUUCGCCCUUUGCCUUUCCUAUUGGAAAAAUAAAAAAAAACGUAAUAAAUCAAUUUAUUGAGUGUUGUUUUGGCGGGAAAUGGAAUGCAUCUGUAAUUACAAAGCUUAUUUGCAUAUCAAAAUAUUUUAAUAAAACUAUUUCAAUCUACAAAUUAAUAUAGGUAUAUCCUUUAAAUAAACGUUUGGAAUUAAAAAAACUGUCACUUGUUAACUUUUUAAUACAAUCGUGCAAUUUUUUAACUUUAUUGAAAAAGAAACGUGUCUUAAAUCAUUAUAUAUAAAAUUUUAUCAUUUGCAAUGGUUUCAAUUCUUUAAUAUUAAUAAGAACUUGUCUACUGCGCCACCUAGCGGGAAAAUAUGUAAAUAAAUUAUGAACAAUUAUAGUUAGUUGAUUUUGUGAACUGAACAAAGUUUCUAAACGCAGAAACAGAUUAUAAAUAUAUAAGAAACUUUCUAACAACUCUACUCUACUCUAAUCAUUUAAUACAUAUACCUAUAUAAUUUAAUAACUUUUAUAAUAAAAACCGACUUUUCAUGUAAUUGUGUGGGACCAUCUUCAAAGCAAACCAAGUUAGGAAAUUAUUGAACAUAAAAUUUAUUCAUAAAAUAAGCGGAUAUGUCACGCGACAUAAAACAAAGAUAAGAACAAACAGUCUAAUUAAGAAACAAAUAUAUUUAUGAAGUCGGUCCAUAAAAAAAAUGAAACCUGACGUCAUUAUGCACAUCUAUAUAUAUAUAUAAGGUAUACCUACCUUUUAUAUUUUUAUAUCAAUGUUAUAUAUAGAAAAAAACGUUGCAACGAUCGCCGCGCCUACUAUAUGCUAAAUACCUUUACUACUCAAGAACGUUACUAAUAUAAUAUAUAUAUAUAUAUAUAUAUUUAACAUAUAUAAAAAUGAUAGAUCUGUUCGAUUUAAUGUAAAUACAUAUAUAUAAAUAUAAUUGUCAAAUAUAUUAUUGUUCUCGAAAUUCGGUUUAUAAUGUAUGUAUAUGAAAAUAACAUGACAAAAAGUUAUAUAAAAUCCAAAUUCAUGUCAACUGAAUCAAUACACUAGAGUGGGAUUACACUAGUUGAGUAGUAAAAGUAUUUGGCUAGUGUUUAUAUCUAUUAAUGUAAUUGUGAUAUAAGUAACUGUUAAUUCAAUUGGCGUAACUUUAAAAUAGCAGUUAAGACAAUUGGGCUGAUUCCAUCCUCAAUAUUUGGCGGGAAAUUCUAUUUUACAAUUUGCAUACCUCUAAAUGUGUCUUGGUAUAAAGUUACGUAAUAAAUUUCAUUACGACUUGCAUAUUUGUAUAUAGUUUGACGAGAAAAAAAUACGUGUAUGACUCAUUAAGACUUACUUACAUGUUCGUUAGUUUGAUGGGAAAAAAUACGUGUAUAACACUGUUAAUAUGCGUAAGUCUUGUAGAGCCCAGUCCCGCCCAACACCCAUAUAUGUUACGCCAAAUUAGUAGCUAAUUUUUACAUGUGUAAGGAAAACUGUACUGAUGUGAUGUUAGAGCAAAGAUUUAUAUAAAAAACUAUGUUAAACAUUAUAAUGAAGAGUUCAUUUUUAUAGUUGCAUAAUGCAGUGGAAGACUACAUAUUUAUAUGUGCCAUUUAUAUGUUAUCUUAGAUUAGAAUUUAAUGUAAAUCAUAUCGUAUGGAAAUGAACUUGUUUGAGGAACGAAUACACAAGUCGUGCCUUGUGGCGUGUAACACAAGCCGAGAUCAUAUUAGGUAGAUAUAUAUACAUAUGUAUAUAUUUACGUGUAUCUCUAUGAGUGUAGUGUUGUAGACUUUGGUGCACAUAGGAUUUGCUUUACGACGCUGUUGAGAGUGGCCUUCCAACAAUCUUACGACCUACGACGCAGUAUUAUGCAGAAAUUAGACAAGGAUGGAAGUAUAGUGCCGUCUCGUGCCGUUUAAUUUUUUCCAACCAAAUUUAUAAUAGUGAUUCUAGAAUACUCAUACAAUGUAUUGUAAAAUGACAUUUCAAAACGCCAAAACGAAGUGAUAUAUACACAGUCUUUUACAUUUUCUUGACAAUUACCAUCCAUUUUUAUUUUACCUCCAAAAUAAGGAAAUCGACAAUAAUUUUUUUAGCUGUUGAAUAUACCCUCUGUAGUGCAUCGAAUCUACAUUAUUGAUAUAAGUAUUAAAUUUGGGGACCAUAUUAACAGAACAAUAUAGGUAAAUCUGAAAAUACCAAAAUACACGUUAAAAUAUAGAUAGUAAAUUUAUUAAAUAGUACACCGCCAAUAUUAACUUAUACAAAAGGGGAGAAUACAAUGUAAAAACAUAAUUGGAAUUUUUAUUAGAAUUUUACGAAUAGAAAUAAUUUAUUUUCUAUGCUUUUUGAAAGCUUCCUAGAUGAUGUUAGUUAUGUAAUGUACAGGCAUUUCAUAGAAUUAACAGAGUAUAAUAAGUAUAUACGGUAAGAAUAACAAGUAUCCCUUGUAUAGAUAAACGAGCCAAAAGUAUUUCUACACAAAUCCCCAUAAUAGAUGUAAAUGUAACAAUUAAAUUGACAAAAUAUAACAUUAAAGUUGUAUAAACCCAAAAACUACUAAAACAAUCGCACAAAAUUAUUGGGUGACAUUACCAUCGUAUAUAGACUAGAAAAAAAAUAACUCUUUAAAAGCCCGACCUACUGGGUAUUAGUAUUUUGUCACUUUGUUUCAAAUUAUUCAGAACUGUCCAAAAAUUCGCGCGACCAAAUACGCAGAUUAAUGAAUAGACUGAACUAUCGAAGCUGAUUACAAUCAUUUACGUUUGUUUUAUUCUAUGUUACAUUAUUCUGUAUCACUAAAGAAAAUCUAUUUUGUCUAUGACUUUAUUUGAUUUUUUCACAUAUUUUGACUAUGGUCAACGCUUCCAAUAUAAAAUGGUAUUUAUAUCUUAUUUAUAAAAUCUGUGAAUCUAUUUUAGCUAUUGAACUGUUGAGUCCUUUUUUUUUAAACUGUUUUUUUUAUUUGAAAAAGUGGCAAAACACUAACAUAGCAAAAUAGAUUUGUAAUUGUUUGUUUUUAUGAAUAUUUAUUAUAUAUCCAAUAAUUGGGGCCAUAUUAUACACAUAUACAGCUAUUUUAUAUAUAUAUAUGUUUAAUAUAACAAAUAUUUCUCGUCUCAUAUUCGAUACAUUUUGAUCUGCCUAAAACAUUGUGAACUGUGUUAUAUAAAACCUCUAUGUUUUUGUUUUCCAUAAAACAUCCUUUGAAGCGAAUGAAAAUAUCUUAUAAGUAUUUUUUAAUGACAUAUUUAAAGAAUUUUAAGUAUAUUAUAUUUGAAAUUUAAAUCUAAAUUGUAUAUAUAUACAUAUUAAUACAGUUAUUGUUAUAUGUUUGUUUGCGUGUCUGUGUACAGGGCAAUGUUAUCUGGGGACUUUGUUUUAUUAGUGUGAAUAUUGCUACAAUGUCAGUGUACACAGGCCUUAAAUUGUAAUAUUUUAUAUAACACGUACUAUUAUUAUAGUAUAGAUCUCUAGUCGGUCUACAUUCAAUGCAACUUGCCGAGGUUACGACGAGUAUGUGUAUGUUAUUUGUUUUGAUGUAAUUGAUUAAAUGUUAUGAAAAAAAAUGCAUCUCUUUAAUUUUAUACUCUAUUCAUUUGAGCUGUUGCUGACGUACUGUCCACAUACUUUUAUACUUCAUAUUUACAUUGUAUUUUAAAUUAAGAAUAUUAUUAUAUUUUUUUGUAAACAGAACAUUAAGUCUAAUAAAGAACAUGGACAGACAACAACUAGGCAUUGAAGUAUUAUGACAAAACAUGUAUAGAGAAGACGCCGUCAUUUUUCUAUCCAAUUGCGGCGUUAAGGCCUCAAAUCAGUCACUGAUACAAAAGCAGUCUGUAGUUACUGUGGCUAAACACUAAUUUAUGUAGUUACGUAUUCUUAUAACAUAAAUAACAGAAACAUAUGUUUCUAUCUGGUUUAACCAUAUGGUCUCUCAGAGAAAUUGAAAACUGGACUUGCUCCUACUAGACUUCUUAUUACAAUAUAUCUAUUGCCUCAGUACAAAUAUCAACUUCAAUCUUUUUAUAUUAACGAUGUACGUUAAAGCUGGUUAAAGGUGUUUACAGCUGGAGAUCUAGUCAAAAUCUUAUCUACUUUUUUAUUCAAAUCGUCUACCGCAAACAAUCGUAUACUACAGCAUAUCUAGUACAUAAAAAUAUCAAUGAAACAAGGUUAGUACCCAAAACAAGAGGGCCAUAUAAAACACAAGACUGCAACAUUGCACAUAAUUUUAUUCAAUUGAUCCUAUUUAUACAUAGAGUGUGAGCAUAUUUAACUAUUAACAUAAUUUAAUCUAACAUAAACCCAAGGUACUAUUAAACACCCUUAUUGACAAUUAUAUUAAUUUAUACAUAUCACGCCGUUCAUAUAAAAUGGCGUCAGUAGAGUCCAUUUCGAUAGGUAUCCAGCACGUGAUAGAUACAGUAUAUAUUGAUAAAUAUACUAUGUAAAGUCAACGAAUCUGCUUAUAGAAAAAAUCGAUUUUAUAUGACUGAAAUGAAAAAGCCGACGCUCCACUUGGCGGAAUGUGGGAAGCGUCGGCUAUUAUACGUAAACAGCAUCUAAAUAAACUUCAACAAAAUGAAUUUGUGAUGUCUAUAAUAUUGUUGCGUUGCCAUUCUUGAGGCCUAAAAUUUAUCUUGGGACCCUUGAAUUUCACUGGCAUUCUAACCCUUGAAACCCUGUGUUUGACAGAUAAAUGAUGGGUGCCUCUUUAAUUUAUUUUUACGCUUUCGCGUUUAGUAAACUUUAUUAAUAAAGUUAAACGGGUUUUAACACGAAU